UCUGUACUGUACAUAACUGCCCAGGUGCCGUUGUUCAUCUAUCACAAACCCUUCACCCCACGUUGUGUCAGCGCCGUCAUCGCAGCUGCAGGUCUCCAUCAUCGGGCAUUGCAGGAAAGUCGUUUUUUUUCUCCUACGCUCAUCACCAUUAUCAUCAGUCCUGCCCGCUUGUUAUCACCGGCUCAUCACAACGAAUCCACUUUUGCGGCGCGAGAGAAGAAAACGCUUCCUUCGCAAAACCCGGAAGUCUUCUAAUUUAGCAGCUCUCAGCUUGCUUGCAUAUUUUGUUACCACCUGCUACAUACAGGACAGACAGCUCCCCACCUGAGCACACCACCCGUGGUAAUCCGCAUUAAUAAUUGUUACUACCGCUUGCAGCACUCGAUCUACCAUCAGCUCCGUCCCAGGUUACCUAAACAGGUGACGUCCCGCGCGGGUUACACUACAUUGGAAUAGCAGCUCGUAGUCAUGUCUUCCUACAUCAUUAGAUCGUCCUUGACUGCUGCUCGUCCCUUCGCCACUUCCUCCUCCUCCGUCCUCUCUUCUCCUACUCGCACGUUUCCACGACCCAUAGCCGCCAAACUCCUUCAGCGACGCACCAUGGCUUCACAACAGUUUGAGAAGAUCAAGGUCAAGAACCCCAUCGUCGAGCUCGAUGGCGACGAGAUGACCCGCAUCAUCUGGCAGGACAUCAAAGACAAGUUCAUCCACCCUUACCUCGAUGUCGACCUCAAGUACUACGAUCUCGGUCUGCCCUACCGUGACGAGACCAACGAUCAGGUCACCGUUGAUGCGGCUGAGGCGAUCAAGAAGUACAGCGUUGGUGUCAAGUGCGCCACCAUCACCCCAGACGAGGCGCGAGUCAAAGAGUUCAAGCUCAAGCAGAUGUGGCUCAGCCCCAAUGGUACCAUUCGAAACAUCCUUGGCGGAACCGUCUUCCGUGAGCCCAUCGUCAUCCCGAAGGUACCGCGUCUGGUGCCUGGAUGGAAGAAGCCUAUCGUCAUCGGCCGACACGCCUUUGGCGACCAAUACCGUGCGAAAGACCGUGUCAUUGACGGCCCUGGAAAGCUAGAGAUGACCUUCACACCCAAGGGAGGCAAGCCUGAGACCAUCUCCGUGUUCGAAUUCAACGAGGAGACCCAAGGAGGUGUCGCCCAAACACAGUACAACACCGUCGAGAGCAUCCGGGGCUUCGCACACGCUUCGUUCAAGCACGCGCUUGAUCUUGAGCUGCCCAUGUACAUGUCCACCAAGAACACCAUCUUGAAGAAGUACGACGGCCGAUUCAAGGACAUCUUCCAGGAGAUCUACGAGAAGGAAUACCGUUCCCAGUUCGAGGCCAAGAAGAUCUGGUAUGAGCACCGUCUCAUCGAUGACAUGGUCGCGCAGAUGAUCAAGAGCGACGGAGGCAUGCUCAUCGCAAUGAAGAACUACGAUGGUGACGUGCAAUCAGACAUUGUCGCCCAGGGCUUCGGCUCCCUCGGUCUCAUGACCUCAGUCCUUGUCACUCCGGAUGGCAAGACCUUCGAGAGCGAAGCCGCCCACGGUACCGUCACUCGCCACUACCGCGAGCACCAGAAAGGCAACCCAACCUCGACCAACCCCAUCGCCUCCAUCUUUGCAUGGACCCGCGGUUUGGCCAAGCGUGGUGAGCUUGACGGAACACCCGAGGUCGUCAAGUUCGCCGAGAGCCUUGAGGAGGCAUGCAUUCACGUUGUCGACCAACAAGGCAUCAUGACCAAGGAUUUGGCCAUCGCCUGCGGCAAGAAGGACGACUUUGUCACCACUGGCGAGUACCUGGAUGCUGUGGAGAAGAGAAUGAAGGCGGUUCUCAGCGCCAAGCUAUAGACGGCCCAUGAUAGAGCAACGAGGAGUCUGGACAACAGGAUAAGCAGAAGUUGCUGUCGAAUCGACGCCAAAGUUGGCGUUGCCGACGUAAAGAGAAGGAUGCGCGCUUUGCUGGACAUGCUCAAAUUCCGGAGCUCAUACGUCUCCGGCAAUCUCGUCCCGCCAAUGAUGCAGCGUCGCACGAUCGCGUCGAAAAGUCUCUGCGCAAUUGCGAUGCUACGAAAAAAUCGGAGGAAGUCCGACGCACGUUAGAGGGGCGCAUCAGCAUAUUUAUCUCCGAAUAUCCAUCGACAUCAUCUUAAGCGGCUGUCUCAGAUGUAGCCACCGAGAGAGUGUAUGAAUAUCUCAAAAUCAAUCAAACAUUUAUAGAUCAUCAUGUAACGUGUCUUGUUGGGCUGGAUGUGCGAUGCGAGAAUAAACACUACUACUACGUGCAGUGUAGCAUAUCAAAACGUUCGCCUGAGCCGUCACC
Molecule: messenger RNA, 2320 nt
Organism: Dissoconium aciculare CBS 342.82
Lineage: Eukaryota; Fungi; Ascomycota; Dothideomycetes; Mycosphaerellales; Dissoconiaceae
Product: isocitrate dehydrogenase NADP-dependent
Exons: 2
Coding region: 469-1848 (459 amino acids)
Biological process (GO): isocitrate metabolic process
Cellular component (GO): mitochondrion
Molecular function (GO): magnesium ion binding; NAD binding; isocitrate dehydrogenase (NADP+) activity
Source: RefSeq, a predicted model, not a curated record